This is a messenger RNA of Chaetomium fimeti, 922 nucleotides long. RefSeq names its product Longin-like domain-containing protein. The record is from RefSeq and is a predicted model, not a curated record. Gene Ontology annotation, cellular component: COPI vesicle coat. Bases 277 to 888 code for a protein of 203 amino acids. The transcript is spliced from 3 exons. Gene Ontology annotation, biological process: intracellular protein transport; retrograde vesicle-mediated transport, Golgi to endoplasmic reticulum; intra-Golgi vesicle-mediated transport. Lineage: Eukaryota; Fungi; Ascomycota; Sordariomycetes; Sordariales; Chaetomiaceae.
AACCACUUUACGCGUCGCCAGGGGCACUGCGCGCAGGCCAUUAAAACCCCGCUGCAAGAUAGGGACCUGUAAUUGUGGGGCAGCACAAGGGAGCCAAGGUCAAGCCACAUCACAGCGACAAGACCCCACAACUCCAGAACGCCGCAAAUCACCAGCCAAACGACGACAGCAGCACAUCCCACCUACGAUCACCCGGCUGCCCAUUGCGCCCCCCGAACCCGUAACUUUGUUGACGAAUAUUUGGACGAGCCGGGUACCAAUAGAAACACCGCCACCAUGUCGGCAGGAAUGUCGCUGUAUAGCGUCAACGCUAUCCUCAUCCUUUCUAGCGAGGACGGGUCGCGGAUAUUCACAAAGUACUACACCCCGCCGCACCAGGCGGUAACGAACCCAGCAGGAGCCGCACCCGCCAGCUCCUCGCAGAACCCCUACCCCGACAAGACCUCCCAAACCCGGUUCGAGAAGGGCCUCCUCCAAAAGACGGCCAAGCAGACGGGCGACAUCCUGCUCUACGACAACCGCAUCGUGCUGUACAAGAUGGAGUCGGACGUGGCCCUCUAUGUGGUUGGCAGCGUCGGGGAAAACGAGAUUCUGCUGUACAAUGUGCUGCUAGCUCUGCGCGACAGCCUGCACCUGCUGUUCAAGCAGUCGGUCGACAAGCGCACCAUCAUCGAGAACUACGACCUGGUGUCGCUGGCUGUCGAUGAAAUCUGCGACGACGGCGUGGUACUCGAGACGGACCCGACUAUUAUCGUGCAGCGGUGCAGCAAGGCGCCGUCGCAGGACGUCAACCUCAGCCGGAUCGAUCCUUUCAGCGAGCAGGGCGUCAACAACCUGGCGCAACUAGGCAAGGCGAAGCUGACGGACUGGCUGAGGCAGGGGUUGUAGGGGGUGCGGGAAAGGGGGUUAUGAUAUGAGUUUA